This is a messenger RNA of Drosophila persimilis, 2768 nucleotides long. RefSeq names its product transcription factor hamlet-like. Gene Ontology annotation, molecular function: RNA polymerase II cis-regulatory region sequence-specific DNA binding; DNA-binding transcription factor activity, RNA polymerase II-specific. Bases 385 to 2343 code for a protein of 652 amino acids. Gene Ontology annotation, biological process: regulation of DNA-templated transcription. Lineage: Eukaryota; Metazoa; Arthropoda; Insecta; Diptera; Drosophilidae. The transcript is spliced from 4 exons. The record is from RefSeq and is a predicted model, not a curated record.
UAUCCGGAUUUAGAACGGUUGGACGAUCAUCUGGUGGGCGCCCAUCACUUCAAGCAGGACGAAUUCCCAUGCAAACUCUGUGCCCAGCGCUUCAGCCAUCGUCCUUUGUUGAUCAAACACGAGGCGAUAUCCCACAAUAAUAUACGGAAAUAUUCCUGCGAGAAUUGUAGCAAGGUAUUUUGUGACCCAUCGAAUCUACAGCGCCAUAUUCGCGCCUACCACGUCGGCGCUCGCUGUCAUCCGUGUCCGGAGUGCGGCAAGACAUUUGGGACCUCGUCGGGGCUCAAGCAGCACCAGCACAUCCACUCCUCGGUGAAGCCGUUCGCCUGCGAGGUCUGCUUCAAGGCGUACACGCAGUUCUCGAAUCUGUGCCGACACAAGCGGAUGCACGCCACCUGCCGCAUGCAGAUCAAGUGCACCAAGUGCAACCAGAGCUUCAGUACCGUCACCUCGCUCUCGAAGCACAAGAAGUUCUGCGACUCCACGGGCUCGUACCGCAACCAGCCGUUGGGGCGCCACCAGCAUCCGUUGUCCGCCACCUCGACAUCCAGUCAGCCCCAGCCAGGGAGCGACUCUCAGGGAGAAUCAUCAUCUGCUGCUGCUGCGGCCGCUGCUGCCGCUGCCGCCAUGACGACGCCACCAAAUCCCUUCCUCAUGUUCCGCCCAGGACCUCCGUUCUUCCCUGGAUUUCCGCCGUAUGGUCUCCCAGGGAUCUUCCCGUCGAGUCCCCUGAGGGCCGCCAACUUUCCGCUCUUCUUUCCGAAGCCACCGAUGGACAUGGGCUGCGGCAUGCCGCCCAUGACCUCGCCCAAUGCCGCCUUCCGCCAUCAUCCCUUCGCCCUGGAUCUGGAGAGACAGCAGGGCGGACGGUCGCCCCAUCAGGAGCAUCAUCAGGCGAAGGCGGAGCGAGGCUCCACGCCCGACGAGAAGAAGCUCAAGUCGGAGCCACUCCUGCAGGUCUCCGAAGAGGACGAAGACGAGGAGGAUCUCCAGUCCAGGGAUAUGAAAAUGGAGCACGAAGAAUCCAAUAAGGAUCUCAAGUCUGAGGAGCGGAAGGAGCCGAAGAGGGAGAACUCGCCCGAUCAGCAGCAGGCUGAAGAUGAUAGGAAAUCUAUCGACAUCAUUAGCACGCCACCGCCCACGGACUCGACGUCGGAGAAACCCACCUCGGAGCUGCCUCUCGAUCUGUCCAUUUGCCGCAAGCGUUUCCCCUCCUACCGCAGUCGUACGCCGUCGCCGACGCCUUCGCCGCUCAUGUUUCUGCCCGACGAGGACGUGGAUGCAGAGCCUCCGAUGAAGCAGAGCCGCAAAAGCCACAGCUCGGGGGAGUCCUCCACGUCGCGGCAGUCCUACAAGGGCAGCAGUCCCACGCCCAGUGCCUCGCCAGGACCCACACCAUCGCCAUCGCCGCCCACAAGUGCCGGGGGGGAGAUGAGCAGCAUGUCGGAGGGAGCUGUGGCAGCCGCCCAGGCUGCAGCAGCGGCCGCUGGAGCGGCUGAGGCUGCCACGGCGGCGGCCAUGGCCUGUCCGCGGCCACUGCAUCCGCUGCUGCUGGAGGAGAUCUAUCGAUCGCGGGCCCUGGCCGGACUCUCCCAGCGCACGUUUCCUUUUUUAUGCCCAACGGGCGGACGGCCAAAUAUUGAGGCGAUGCUGACAGCAGGAGCAGCCAACGGCAAGGGCUGCUCGACACCCUCGACCAGGCCGCUUCCGCCCGUGAAUUUUCGCGAGGCGUUGCGCUACGCCACCGCCAGUGCCCGCUCACCGAGCGCCCUCAAGACCAAGGACCGCUACACCUGCAAGUUCUGCGGCAAGGUGUUCCCCCGAUCCGCGAACCUCACGCGCCACCUGCGCACCCACACGGGCGAACAGCCGUACUCCUGCAAGUACUGCGACCGGGCCUUCAGCAUCUCCUCGAACCUGCAGCGCCACGUCCGGAACAUCCACAACAAGGAGCGGCCCUUCCGCUGCGAGCUGUGCGAUCGGUGCUUUGGCCAGCAAACGAAUCUCGAUCGUCACGUGAAGAAGCACGAGGCGGACGCCAACGGCACGGGCGGGGGCUUUGGCGACUUCAGGGACUCCCCCAGUUCCGCGGAGGCCGAGCGCGAUGAGUACUUCGACGAGAUCCGCACCUUCAUGAAUCGCGUGUACACGCCCAACAGCUUGGGCGGGGCCGAUGGCGACACGGAGGAGUAUGCGGGCAGCGAUGAUCAGUUGUCCGUGUCCACCCGUCAGUCCGUCAAUCUCGACAAGGAUACCAGCAACAAUAAUACCAGCAACAGCAACAACAAUAACAACAACAGCAACAGCACGAAUGGAGGAAAGGCCAUUACAGUGAGCACUUGAAGAAGUGACCCAAGAAGGAGUACGGGAGAGUUGUCCAAGUGUUGAAUUGUUAGGCUAGGUCAUUGAAAACUUACUUUAACUCUUACUUAAGCGUGCCUCCGAGAGGGAAUCUAAUGUUUAAGUAGUCUCUAUUUCCACGAAAAACUUAACCAUGUAAAAUUGUUCGAAAAAAAACACUAUUCGUUAGCUAUGCAAUCAAUGGAAAAAGACGGUGAAGCAUGCAGUAUAUAUACAGCUCUGAUAUUACGGAUUACGGAUUACGGAUUAAAGGGAAAGCCACAUGUUUCAGUAAACCAUAUACCAUAUACAUUUGAACUAUAUAUACGAACUAUAGACACACCCACUCUACUACUAAAACCACCUUAAAUUGUAGCUAAUUGCCCUUUGUACAUAAAUAUAAUGAAGAUCCUAACUUUAACUAAUUG